GCGAUUCGGCCAAUUACAAACUGACUAAAUAUUUGUAUUUCUUGGACACCGGUUUUGCGGUUCACGGCCUUGAGUUACCAUGGUAACAGCCGAGCUAGCGCCUUCUUACAGCACAUUUAGGGCACGAUGCAGUUACGUGACAUCCGUAAGGAAGGAGAGAAAGUAUGUCGUUUUUCUAUAAAUACAUGAAGGGGGCUCAGCGUUCUGCGUUCAUUACCCAUCAUGCCCAUCGCCUACUUCCUGGUGAAGAGAGCUGAGGGGUGAGUCACGUGACAGUGGCCGUGUGACAGGUUAGGCUGCAGCCCAGAGCUCACUAUGUUGCGACCCAAAGCCCUGACCCAGGUUCUGAGCCAGGCCAACACCGGAGGAGUCCAGAGCACCCUGCUGCUGAACAAUGAAGGCUCUCUACUUGCGUAUUCUGGCUAUGGUGACACAGAUGCCCGAGUUACAGCUGCUAUUGCUAGCAACAUUUGGGCUGCCUAUGAUAAGAACGGCCACCAGGCCUUCAACGAGGACAAUCUUAAAUUCAUCCUUAUGGACUGCAUGGAGGGCCGUGUGGCAAUCACAAGAGUGUCUAACCUGUUGCUGUGCAUGUAUGCCAAAGAGACUGUUGGAUUUGGGAUGCUGAAAGCCAAGGCCCAAGCGUUGGUGCAUUACUUGGAGGAACCUCUCAACCAGGUGUCGUCUUCCUAAGAGGAGCAGCAGUGUGCAUGGCAGAAUGGAGAAAGGAAUUGUAUGGAAACCUCACACAGGGGAAGGCUGAGCCGCUGCACAGAUAGAGGACACAUUAUCUGAGGCAACACCUUGUCACAUUGCUUUUUCCCCCAAGCAGUAAAGGCCAUUGAAAUCCCUCGCAGCACAAAACUACUUGGUUUCUCCGGGCUUUCCCUUUAUAUGUGCUUCUAUGACUGCACCAUCUCAUGCCUUUGGAAGUCAACGUUGGAUCUAGAGAUGUUAUAUUUGAACUACAUUUCCCAGAAUCCCUCCUAAGCCAAUGCUCUGAGCUGCACUUCCUUAUAUACAACGGACAUUAUAGACAUCCAUGCACUGAAGAUAAAUUGGUAUUUUUACUUAUCAGAUGAGAUUAAUUUAUAUUCAAAAUAAACCCAUAUUUUGGAGCUUUC
Molecule: messenger RNA, 1124 nt
Organism: Xenopus laevis (African clawed frog)
Lineage: Eukaryota; Metazoa; Chordata; Amphibia; Anura; Pipidae
Gene: lamtor2.S
Product: late endosomal/lysosomal adaptor, MAPK and MTOR activator 2 S homeolog
Exons: 4
Coding region: 316-693 (125 amino acids)
Biological process (GO): regulation of cell-substrate junction organization; positive regulation of intracellular signal transduction; positive regulation of TOR signaling
Cellular component (GO): lysosomal membrane; late endosome membrane; vacuolar membrane
Molecular function (GO): guanyl-nucleotide exchange factor activity; molecular adaptor activity
Source: RefSeq, a predicted model, not a curated record